This is a messenger RNA of Hydatigera taeniaeformis, 1041 nucleotides long. The record is from the annotation of a GenBank genome assembly. Lineage: Eukaryota; Metazoa; Platyhelminthes; Cestoda; Cyclophyllidea; Taeniidae.
AUGCUAUACAUAAUCGGUUUGGGAUUGUCAACUAUCGAGGAUAUUACCAUAUCUGGUCUAAAUGCUAUUCAAGAGUGUGAUUACGUCUUUAUUGACGCAUAUACAUCUAUUCUAACUCAUGGAAUUGAGAGAAUAUCUGCAUUUUGUGGCAAAGAUGUUAAAAGAGCUGAUCGGGAGUUUACAGAGCAGGGUUCCUUGAUAACCUCCCUCGCAAAGAGUGAGAAUGUCGCUUUUCUGGUGGUAGGGGAUCCACUUUGUGCCACUACACACACAGAUCUUAUCAUUCGGGCAAUUAAAGAGAGAACACCAUACAAAAUCAUUCACAACUCGUCGAUAAUGACAGCCGUUGCCUGCUGUGGAUUACAACUCUAUCGAAUGGGUGAAACAGUCUCAAUUCCUCUCUGGACUGAGUGUUGUUGUCCCGAAAGUUUUUAUGCAAAAAUAAUAUUCAAUUAUUCUCGAGGUCUUCACACAUUGUGCCUUUUAGAUAUUAAAGUUCGAGAAAAAUCGUUGGAAAAUCUACUUCACGAUCGUGAUAUCUACGAGCCUCCUCGUUUCAUGCUCUGUCCUGAAGCUGCCUGUCAAAUUCUUGAAGCUGGUCGCCGCAUUCGUCAGAGGUUUAUGGCUGCUUCCAUGGAUCCAGGGGCCGAGGUUUCCUACGAACCGAAACCGGAGAGGUACCUUCAUCCUGACUGUCUUGUUGUCUGCCUAGCCAGAGUGGGAUCUCCUACCCAGGCUAUCCUGGCUACAACGAUGGGGAUUCUAGCAGCGGCUGCAUCGUCUGGAGAUUCAGAUAUUCUUUCCCACAUCCUUGGGGGCCCUCUGCACAGCAUGAUCAUUCCUGGUAAAUUGCAUCCGAUGGAAAUUGAAUUCCUAUCCGCCAGACUUCUGAUAGGUGAUGGGAAAGUGGAUCUGGAGAACGUGCCCAAUGGGACUUCAUUGCCUGUUCUUUUGCCUCCAACUAUGGCCGGCUUUGAUUUUAGGGAACGUGUCAAAUCAAUGUUCGAUAGACAUCAGGAAUUACUGUCAACAAUAGCCUAG